Danaus plexippus (monarch butterfly) is the source of this 6559-nucleotide messenger RNA. RefSeq names its product rho guanine nucleotide exchange factor 7 (gene RtGEF). The record is from RefSeq and is a predicted model, not a curated record. Gene Ontology annotation, molecular function: protein binding; guanyl-nucleotide exchange factor activity. The transcript is spliced from 10 exons. Bases 139 to 2217 code for a protein of 692 amino acids. Lineage: Eukaryota; Metazoa; Arthropoda; Insecta; Lepidoptera; Nymphalidae.
UUAUUUUUAGGCUAUGACAAAUGUCAAAUUUUGGUCACACAAUCUGUGAUAUUUAAUAUUUAUUUUUGGAAGACCGUGAGUGGAGUGAAGCGGAUAUAAUUAUAUAUAUUUAAAACAUGAUAUUGUUCUCUUAUCAGAAUGUCUGUUGAGAAUUGCUUAGUGAAGGCAAUUUAUUCAUUCAAGGGUAAAAACAAUGAUGAAUUAUGUUUCAAGAAAGGUGACAUUAUUACAGUCACUCAGAAGGAGGAAGGUGGCUGGUGGGAGGGAACAUUAGGUGAAACAACAGGAUGGUUCCCUAGUAACUAUGUUACUGAAUAUAAAGAUACUUCUGGGUCACUGACCACAUCACCAAUAAGAGCAGCUUCAGAAAUACAGGCUUUUAGAAAUGUAGUUCUAAAAGACAUAAUUGAUUCAGAAAAGGCUCAUGUAGCGGAAAUGCAGGGUCUUGUCAGCAAUUUCUUGCAGCCAUUAGAAAAGAGUGAUAUAUUGGUUAAAGAUGAAUUUAAGCAGCUAACCGGAAAUAUAAAUGAGGUGCUGCAAGUACAUGAGCAGUUCCUCUCUCUUUUAGAGGAAUGUGCAAUGAAGACAGGGCCAGACCAAAGAGUGGGAGGGUUAUUCUUACAGUGGGCGCCAAAGAUCAAGACAGUACAUCUGACAUACUGUGGUGGACACCCCAAAGCAGUCUGCGUUCUUGAUAAAUACAAGGAAGAACUAAAUACCUGGAUGGAAAAUGCCGGAGCAGUGUGUCCGGGGGUUCUUGUUCUUACUGCCGGUUUAUCAAAACCAUUCCGACGUCUCGGAAAAUACCCUGCCAUGUUGCAAGAACUGGCUCGCCAUGUCCAUGAAGCUCAUCCAGACAGGGGUGACACUCAUAGAGCAUCUGUUGUUUACAAAGAUAUAGUUAGUGCCUGUGCAGCUUUGAGGCGUCAGAAGGAGUUGGAACUUCAAGUUGUGACGGGUGAAGUCCGUGGCUGGCCUGGUGGUGAGCUCACGUCACUCGGCGAUGUUUUACACAUGGGUAGUGUUGCAGUUGGACCGUCACAUCAGGAUAGAUAUCUCGUACUCUUUCCUUCGGCUUUGCUACUACUAUCAGUUAGUAAACGCGUAUCUGCGUUUGUUUACGAGGGAUGUCUUCCAUUAACUGGUAUAAAUGUAUGCAAGCUAGAGGAUUCAGAUACAAGGAAAAAUGCAUUUGAAAUAAGUGGUCCAAUGAUAGAUACUAUUGUUGCUGUUUGCCAAACCAGAGCUGAAGCUGAUAAUUGGGUCAGCUUGCUUCAGAAGCACUCGAACAACAGCAGCCCUUCACAUGAGCCUUCCCAGCCGCAAUCACUACCUCAUAUGGCCUUGAGCGACAGCAAUAACGAAUUGUCCUCUGGUCUCACUAGUCACAAGAGAUCCCAUUCAUUCAACAAUCAUCAAAGCUUCACACAGCACACGCAGCAAACACAAAAGAAUAAGUCAAAAAAUCAAUCGGCGCGUUGGCUCCUAAACUCCUGUGACUCACUCGAUCAAUCGCCAGCUAAAUCAAAAAUACCUAUUGGAAAGAAAUUCCCAUCCGUGGAUUUCACCGACGCAGCAGACAUAAGCUACAUUAGUAAAGGGUGGAGCAUAACAUGUCUUCGUCCGGCGCCGCCUUUACGUCCGCAGUCAUUUACUGUGGGUUCAGAUGAGAACAUCGGCCCCACACACCCGUACGCGCCCCACCAGAGGAAAUCAAACUCCUACGAGGAAGAUGCCCUCAUACUGAAGGUCAUAGAGGCUUAUUGCACUUCCGCCCGGUGUCGCAACGCUGUUAGUUCGGUGGACUACUCCCAUUAUAAUUUCGGUAAAGUACAAUAUCAUGCACCCGCUACUAACAUGCCUCUUACGCACACUAAACUGUCGGUGACGUCAGACAGGAGUACCAAAGUGAAGCGGAACAAGAGCUCGGCCGACGCUUACAUGUACCGGGCACCUGAUAGGAGAUUAGUGCCGGAUAGGAAGUACAACCUGAAUAGAUCUAAUCCAAAUCUAUGGGAUUGCGCUGAGCGGAGGCGGACGAAUCUGAUUGGUGGGAACGAACGGAGGAGCGGCUCCCAGCCGAGUCUCGUGCCCCUUCGCGCUACCACUUCCCCCCAUCCAAUCCAGCCGUCACAACCGCCACGCUCAGCGCGUUCGUCUACAUGGUGCUGUGGGACAUUCGUCAAGCAGCUAACUAAAUCCCAUCAUUUCGACUGACAGUGAACUCCCACUAGACUAGUUCCUCCCCCCCACUCUGGACGCUACCUCCCCUCGCUAUAAUCCAGCUAGGUGUGCGUUUUGAUCGAGUGUCAGCUUCCUAAAUCAUUCAUCAACCGACUAAACGGAUCGUGGUGAUAGCAUGUACAUAUGUUAUAACACUGUUUCGUGUGCCAUUUUUUUUUCUUACAUAAAUAUGUCAUUGAAGUGUUAGAUAUGUGAACGUAGUUUUUUUUAUCAUAUUCAUAGUGAAUUUGUUCAGUAUUAUUAUAUAUAACGUGCUUAAAGGUUAUGGUGCGUUGUGGUUUUAGAUGCAUGUAUUCAGCAUAGCACGCUUUCAUAGCUAACUUAUGAAAUCGAUUUAAUAUAUCUUUAUAAAUCGAUUUCAGGCUUACUGGGAUGUGAAAUGUUCCUAUUAAUAAUAUUAAUGUCAUGUUAUUCGUAUUAAAUAUAACAAAAUAAUUUAAAUGCUUUUUUUCGUCAUUAUUAUUACAUGUUAUCUAAUGACGUUUAAAAAUGUAUUUAUUUGCAACUAUUUAUAAUAACUGGCAACACUAUAGUUUUCAUUAAAUGAGAAUGUUUGUUUUAGCAUUCGUAUGGAUUCUUUUUAUAUCAAAUAUUACAAGAAAAUAUAUUUCCUUGUUUUGUAAUACUAUCGUAGCCCCUACUACUGGUUUUUAUAACUCUAUCAAAUUUACGUAUUGGUUAUAAAUGUAUUCUCAUUUCCAAUAUAUGUUGGACUAAAUAUUGAUAUGCACCUGACCGCUUAACGUACUCAUUGGUGUAAGUUCAUUAUGCUUAAAACUUGCUGUAGUUUGCGUUUAUGUUAAUUCUUGAUUUUUAAUGAGGUUCUGAGAAAGGCGUUUUAUGUGUAUCCUUCAGUUUUUAGAAUAAAAUUUUUAAUAUUUUUAAUAAUCACUCAGUUUACAGCCCCAAAACGAAAAUUCGUAUAUAAGAUUUUUCUGAAAAUACAUACUAGUUGGUCAGCAACAGUUUUCGUCAACCACAGAACCCGUGUUAGGGGUAGAGUACAAUUUUAUAAUAUAUUAUUUAUUCCAUAAUUCCUUCAUAGUGAUGGCAUUGAAAGUCGUCUCUGUAUAAAAUUGUCUCCUUUUGGUUCUGUUGAAAUUUUUUAAACAUAAUAGUUGUAAGAGUUUGCUUCUUAUUAUGUAUGUAAGUUAUAUGGAAGCAAAAUCGUAAUGUAUCUUAAGGACAAAAAGUUUUUAAAAAUAUAUAUACAUAUAUAGGGUGCUAUUAAAAUAUAUGUUAAAAUCCAAUUGAAUGGAAUCUUUUAAUAUAGUUAGUUGAGUUCGUUUCACAAUUCGUUUUGUGCUCAUUCAAAAUUAUUUCUUACAAUCGAAGAAUAGGUCCAGUUUUCCAUUGAAACUCUUGUUGGCUGAUUGAGCCGUCUUGCACAACAAUAUCUGUUCGUUCGGAGCAGCUCGGUGACACAAAAACUUGCGUUUUUUAAUGUCACGAUUGUUAUGAAUAAUUAUUACUAUUCAACUCUUCCCUAGAUUAAGCAUAAGAAUGAAUCGUAACAAUCUCUCAUUCGUGUAUACGUUCACUGAUAUAUUUUAAGAAUGUUAUUUAAAUUUAUUUUUAUAUAAAACUGUUCCCAAUGUAGUUUAAUGAGAACAGUGUGCCUAACACAGGUUUACAUCAUCACUCUACAUACUAAGCGUUUCCUGUUUUUCAAGUAAAAUCCUACGUUUCAAUAAAACUAAUAGUUACGGAUUACUACACGUUACUUUAUUAUUAUGUAUAUUACACAUAUAAUUAUACGAAUAAUAAAACAGCGCGUAGUAAUCCGGAAAUAUUAGUUUUGUUUAAAUGAAAACUCGCGAAAGUCUUAUGUCAUCAUAGAAAUCGUUAAUAGAUUGAAGAUUUAUUAAUGAAAAUGUAAUAAAUCUAUCUAUCUAUCUACGUAUGUAGUUUGCGAUUCGAACCUGUGUUAAGCACAUAGAUUUGUUACACUAUAAACAGUUCCGUUAUACAAAUUAACUUUCCGUUAAACAGACGUAUGUAAUCGCGGCGGAAGGCAGGCAUUAGUUAAAUAUUUAAUAGCUCAGCUGCCACAUACCCUAACACAUCUAGACUGUAUUGUAACAAUCGUAAUGAAAUCGGAAAUGUUGAUCACAGUUUGAUACUAGACGUUGUUUAAAAUUAAAAUUGGAAUUAGGUCGGAUAUAACAAACCGUAUUUAGUACUGUCAGCGCUCGGGGAAUGUAUAUUUAAAUAGUGCUAUUUAUUUAUGCGAACAAAUUACGUCUCUGCCGGUAAAAGUUUUGGAUGGAAGUUAUAACAAAUGAUCGUAAUACCUGUGCUUCCAUAAUAUGCUUCCACUUGCAUUCAAAUAAAAUAUGCAAGUAUUAAAAAUAUUAAGCGUCCGUACUAACAAUACUCUAUAUGAAUCUUUACAUUUUAAAUGUAAACAUUAAUACGAAAAUGUUAUUUUUUUUUCUCGCCUAUAACAUCCAAUCGGAAUGAUUGAUUUGUAACUAUUGCUAGUCUAUGAUAAACGAUUUUUUUUUAAAAAGGUUAUAUAUUUUUAACAUUAUUAUUCUAUAGACUCGGUAGUUAAAUAUUUUAUUUCUUCUACAGCUAUAAAAAAGUAGCCUCAACGGAGGAAGCCAUGAAUGUCAACCGUUUUACACCUGCUUUGUUAUUUUAUGCAUCUUGCAGAGACAUUAACGUAAAUAGAUUUACGUUGCUGCAUAUUCUCUGAGAGGAACGUAAAAAGUGGGUGAAAUAAAUUAUGAGCCAAUUUCUUAAAACAUUGAAUAUUCAAAGCCUCUUGACAUUUGUGGUUAAUAAUAUGAAAGUUCUCUAGGACAUAGCACAGCAUUAAGCAAUAUUAAAAACAUUCUCGGAUCAAAAGUAAAAAAAUAAAAUAAUAAGGCUGUUUUUAUAUGUAGAAAGAUGGUUAGGUUAAGCAAUUAAAAAAAAAAGAUUUUACUCUAUCUUCUAGAGACGUCAUGGAGCUCAAAGUUUAAAAUUAAACGGUUUAGAAGAAAUCCUAAACGAAAAAUGCAAAAUUAAGUUGCUCUCCCAUCAUGAUCUCCCAUAAUGAUCGACACUUUCAUUAUCAUCCAUUUAAAUAUAUGUGCUUAAUUUCCAUCACACUCGCUAUUUGUUCUGCUCUUCAUUAAAACGAUAAAGUACAUUUAAAGUAUAUAUUCAAUUUGUCUAGCAUUUGUUUGUUUACUUGAUGUAUAGCUUUAAUAUGUGUAAUUGAUAAGAAUAACUCAUAUAUAUAAAGAGAUGCCAAAUCAUAUAGCCAAUAUCACAAUUUAGUUAUAAUGCACUCUCCGUUACUGACGAAACCAAAGUCUUAUACUUAUAAUCUUAUUCAAGCUGUUAUUAUAAUAUUCAUAUGUAAUCUAUUAUCACAAAAAUUAUCUUCUAAUGUGUUAAUUGUUAAUAAAACCACUUAGUAUCCAGACAUUAAGUCUAUUCGAGUUAAAGUGCGGUCUCUAUUCGAACACAAACUUAGCCAAUUUGCAGGCUUGAUUUAAUAUAGGAUCGCCUACACGACGAUUAGAACUAUUUCAACUACAAAAAAAUUAUUUCAAAGCAAUAAACAAUGAUUUUAAAAGUAUAUUAAAAUUAAAAUACACAUGUCAAAGUUAAAAAGAAAGCAUUGGAAUGUUUUUAAUUUUGACAAUAAAUUUACUUUCUCCUCAAAAUAUAUAUUAUGUAAAUUUAGUCUUGUGCUUAUAACAUUUCAAUUAGAAAACCACAUUUAUAUGCUCUAGAAUUAUUACGAUCCUGUUUUUUUUUUUCAGUUUUUUCCUAUAUACUAUUUUAAUGAAAACUAUUUUUUAACAAUUAAUGAUGAUAUUAAAAAAAUAUCCUAUAUGUAACAAUAUCGCUUCCUAGCAAAGCCUACCGUUAUAUGAACUAACAUUGUAAUCUAGUCAUAUUUAAAUUACAGCAUGCUUACCAUUUGCGCUCCAAAAUGAGAAAAAUAAAUGAAAAAAACUAUAUUGGAUAGCAAAUGACUCGCGAGUCGAGUUUAUGAUAAGCCGCUGUGUUCAAAUUGGUCUCGAAAAAAUAAGCUACACAUUUAUAUAUGUAUAUAUAUAAAUAUAACUAUUUAAAUAUCUUUACAAAUGUUAUUAAUAACGAAAAUAAGGCAGUUUGCUAAGUGCUGUUAAAACGCAACACAUUAAAAGGUCUGUAAAACAAUCUUUAAUGUAAGGGAUGGCGUAGAAUGUUAUUUUAAUGUAUUCGAAAUGCAUUAGUUCAUGGUAUGGGUGGUAUAGUUUUAUAUGUUUAUUUUUUUAACCACAUAUGUUGUAUCUAUAAAUAUUUUUCAAUAAAUAAUCUGUAUUGUGUA